Messenger RNA from Penaeus monodon (black tiger shrimp), 732 nucleotides. RefSeq lists its product as uncharacterized. The record is from RefSeq and is a predicted model, not a curated record. The transcript is spliced from 3 exons. NCBI's taxonomy places the organism in Eukaryota, Metazoa, Arthropoda, Malacostraca, Decapoda, Penaeidae. The coding region runs from base 1 to 732 and encodes 243 amino acids.
AUGGAUUCAACCACGCCCUACGUCCCCACACCAGUUCUCACACUGAUUCCUCUACUCUCCCCUUAUACCCCCUCCUCUAUGGAAUCAAGUACCUCUUCAGUAUGGACACACCCAUUCUUCAAAUUUUUCCACAUCAUCUUUUGGGUUCCACCACUCCUCCAACUUACCUCACCUCAACUACCACCACUGAGGAAUCCAGCUCCUCUACUGACUCAAGUUCUUCCACAGGCUCAGAAACCUCUUCAACAUACACUAACCCUUCUUCAGCUCUUCCACAGACUCUCCAACUUACUCCAGCUCCUCUAUGGAAUCAACUACUCUUCAAGUACGGACACAACCCCUUCUUCAAGCUUUUCCACAUCAUCCUUGGAUUCCACCACUUCUCCAACUGACAUCACCUCAACUACCACCACUGAGGACUCCAGCUCGUCUACUUACUCAAGCUCUUCCGUGGGCUUAGAAACCUCUUCAACUUACACCAGCUCUUCUUCAGGCUACUCCUCGUCCAGCUCCUCUUUGGAGCCCACCAUUUCUUCUACUUUCCCAAGCUCCUCUAUGGAUUCAACCACGUCCCCCUUCCAAUCGACCACUUCUCCAACUGAUUCCUCUGUGGAUUCGACUACCUCACCUAGCUCCAGCACCAUUGAGGAAGGAUCCACUUCCACUGAUUCAUCCGGUGGAAUGGAAGAUGAUGACAUAUAUAUAGUCGUGGUUGUGAUAAUUGUUGAUUAG